AUGCAGUCGGUCUCAGUCCAAUUCAGCCCCGUCAAGGAUGGCCGCCGUAUCCUCGGUGAAAAGGACUCCAACGCGUGUCUGUCCCCCGCCCACCACGCCAAACAGGCCCUCUCGGUUACCAGCACCCCCGUCAAACGGACCCUUUUCACGACUGUCUCGCCUAAGAAACUUCUCCCGUCUCCAAUCUUUGCAGGCCAAAAGCGAACGAGAGACCAAGUGGACGACAUUGAUGUAAACGACGCACCGGUGCAGGCCCCACGCGAAGCUCCCGUGGAGAGCCCACCAUCCACCCUGAAACAUGAGACCCAACAGUUGAGUCCAGAGUCGGACGCGAUGGAAAUCGCCAUCCCAGCCCUAUCAUCACAACCGGAACGCGACCAACCCCACGAGAUGGAUACCGCCACCAGAUCCCGCAGCGCGUCGCAAGCCUCAGACACAGAACCGAGAUCAAUUCCCGACGAUCCUGACGCGCGAAAAGUGUUUAUUCAAGAAAAAGCAGCUCUUCUCCGAAACAAACUUCAAACCGCUAUGCGCAAUGUAGCUGACCAUCAGAUCGACCGACGUGUCUCGGAACUGGAAGCACACAGUCGCAAAGUCCCUCGACUCUCAUUUUCCGCCCUCUCCUCUUCAUCUCCCGCCACGUCCUUCCGCCACACCAUCUUCACACCUUCUCAGCUCAAGACGCCGCAAAUUGGCUCGGUGGAAAACAUGAGCUCAACCCCUUCCCAACAAACACCGGAUCUACCCCGACAGCCAUCUUCGAUCAUUCAGAGCACGAAUUACGCGAAGCGUUGCCAACGUACGCCACCCCGUGGCUUGGGAUCACCAAUGCAACUAAGCAGUCCGCCGGCCACGGUGGUCCGGUAUAGUCGGAGUCGGGAUAUUGCCGAGGGGGUAGAUUCGGAGGAAGCGCCUACAUCGCACGAUGCUCUCUCACCGUCGCAGCGAGGUGACGCGGUCGAUGGAUUACUCAAGCUCAUGAGCACGUCGGAUAGGCAUGAGAACCCUGAUGUAUGGAGUGGGUAG
Penicillium subrubescens is the source of this 1026-nucleotide messenger RNA. RefSeq lists its product as uncharacterized. The transcript is spliced from 3 exons. The record is from RefSeq and is a predicted model, not a curated record. Bases 1 to 1026 code for a protein of 341 amino acids. Lineage: Eukaryota; Fungi; Ascomycota; Eurotiomycetes; Eurotiales; Aspergillaceae.